AGAAGUCCUGUUCCCCACAUUCUUCUUCGUCUUCUUCCCGCUCUCCUUUUCUUCUACUCGGUUACGUUUCCCUUUCCACCAACAGAGCUUGAUUAAUUCAAUUCACUCACACUUUAUAGAAGCCAUGAGGUCUAAUACUGCAGCCGGAACCAUGAAGUUUCUCUGUAGCUAUGGCGGCAAGAUUCUUCCACGUCAAACCGACGGUAAACUUCGUUACGUUGGUGGUCUUACAAGAGUUCUAGCCGUCGAUCAUUCCGUAACGUAUUCUGAGUUAAUGGUGAAGCUUGUAGAAUUCUGUGGUUCUUCCGUUACGUUGAAGUGCCAAUUGCCAGACGGAGACUUGGAAAUGUUGAUUACAGUUAGAUCCGACGAGGAUUUGGCCAAUAUCGUCGAGGAAUACGAUCGUGCUUCUUCGUCGUUGUUGCAUCCUCUUAAAAUCAGAGCCAUUCUUGCGCCUCCAAAAUCUCUUAAAAAAGUUUCUCCUCCGUCGAGCGUGUACUUCAAUCUUCCUAAUUCUCCCUGCUACAGCGCGGAUUCGCUUCCGAGCUCGCCACAGUACGCAAUCAACGAUCGGAUCUCUUCUCCUUCGUACAGAUACAUCCGUCGGAUCCCCUCGCCUCCAAGUAAAUACUUCGUCGGACAGCGUAAUUGCCAUGGAAGAAAUUGUUGCCAUGGGAGCCCUAGGUCUUUGUACUCAUGCCCUCACUGGCACUGAUACAAAAUCCCUAAACUCGAGGCGAAGACUCCAUAUAAAGCACAAACCCUAGGUAGAUGAUGACAAAAGAGAAAACAGAACAAAAUAGUUUUUAGUUUUGAUUUGUGAUUGGUUGAUUAUUGGAACAUAGUUUUAAAACUCGUUCGAAUUCAUUAAUUGUUUGCUUGAAAAGAAAAUUGAUUAAUCCAUCAGAAGUUUUUCGAAA
Cucurbita maxima (winter squash) is the source of this 920-nucleotide messenger RNA. RefSeq lists its product as uncharacterized. Lineage: Eukaryota; Viridiplantae; Streptophyta; Magnoliopsida; Cucurbitales; Cucurbitaceae. The coding region runs from base 125 to 715 and encodes 196 amino acids. The record is from RefSeq and is a predicted model, not a curated record. The transcript has 2 exons. Gene Ontology annotation, molecular function: protein binding.